AUGACCUCCACCACCAGUUCUACCCCAAGCUUGGCUCCAGGCUUGUCUUUUACAGAUGCCCGCGGUCGCACUUAUACAAUUGCAUCCGAUGAUAACGAGACUGCCAGCAACCUUUCCGGUCCGGGACGCCUCGUCGGAAACGCGAUAUCGCGAGCAGGCAAGUACCUGCAGCGAAUCAUCACGCGCAGCCAGCGCCGCACUCAAGUCCCACCUCCAUACGCCCUUCGGCUCGUACCCCUCUCCGCAAUAUUUCCGACGUGCCCAGAGACCGGGUGGACCGUCAUAGAUCGCCCGGUCCUCUUAAGGGACGGACUACACCCCAUCUUCUUUGAAGACAUCAACCGGUGGACGGCGAUGAAUAAUCAGGCAGAGUGUCCAUCUGUAUAUUCCUCCACCUCCUCCAUUUGCGACCAGCCAGACGGCCCGUUUGAGCCCAUAAUUAUGCACCAAUCAACGAGGCUCCCCAUGAGAGUACAAGCGGGGGUGCCGUAUUGGGCACAUCCCGACACUGGACUCUCUCGUCCCGAAGUUGUCGCGCGUCGGUCGGUUUCCGAUGGGUGGGAAUACACGAACCACGAUGAGAUGACAGACGAACACACCAAUGCAGCUGAGCCAUUAGCUUCAAGCUCCGAAGCGGUGUAUAACGGUUGCACCAAGUUCAAUUGCCGAUGUACGAACAUACGGAAGGAAGGCGACCGGGCAGGUUCCCAUUCAGUGGAGCGUAAUGGUGAUCACUACCUUCAAAACGAUUUGGAUGGAGGAGGCGGCAAUGACAGCAUACUGACAACGCCGGAGAUGACCGCCUGGUCUAUCACAGCUGUUGCCGGCAGCUGCGGAGAGCCUUGUUGCGAUGGCGCGGGCUCAUCGUACAAUGAUCGAUUUCCCCCCACUGGCAUGCGCAAGAAACCUUCCGUUUCUAUGCCGGCUGCCUCAACAACUUGGCCUGUGCCAAACUCAAUUCCAACUUCCUCGAUGCCGGUCCUCGCGCAGGGUAGAGGACCAACUUUCAUCUCGUCGUCGACUCCGGAGGCACUUCGCACCCCAUCAGCUCCUCAAUUCGUGUUCACGGAACUGGCUUACGACUAG
Molecule: messenger RNA, 1086 nt
Organism: Punctularia strigosozonata HHB-11173 SS5
Lineage: Eukaryota; Fungi; Basidiomycota; Agaricomycetes; Corticiales; Punctulariaceae
Exons: 1
Coding region: 1-1086 (361 amino acids)
Source: RefSeq, a predicted model, not a curated record